This is a messenger RNA of Trifolium pratense (red clover), 1387 nucleotides long. Its product is annotated as 1-aminocyclopropane-1-carboxylate oxidase. The record is from RefSeq and is a predicted model, not a curated record. NCBI's taxonomy places the organism in Eukaryota, Viridiplantae, Streptophyta, Magnoliopsida, Fabales, Fabaceae. Bases 139 to 1083 code for a protein of 314 amino acids. The transcript is spliced from 4 exons.
GUGUAUUUGGUCUUUGAUGUAAAAAGGUCUAUAAAUACCACCUUAUAGAGAACUCUAACAUGCAUCAUAAACCAAGCAACUUACAAUAAACUUGGAGAAAGAAAAGCAUACACAAAGAGUUUUGUACUUUGAGAGAUUAUGGAGAACUUUCCAAUUAUCAACUUAGAAAAAAUCAAUGGUGAGGAGAGAAAAGCUACUAUGGAGAAAAUCAAAGAUGCUUGUGAAAACUGGGGAUUCUUCGAGCUGGUGAAUCAUGGUAUACCUCAUGACUUAAUGGACACUGUUGAGAGGUUGACAAAAGAACACUACAGAAUAUGCAUGGAACAAAGAUUCAAGGAAUUGGUGGCCAACAAAGGACUAGAAGCUGUUCAAACUGAGGUCAAAGAUAUGGACUGGGAGAGUACCUUCCACUUGCGUCACCUACCUGAGUCAAACAUUUCAGAGGUCCCUGAUCUCAGUGAUGAAUACAGGAAAGCAAUGAAGGAAUUUGCUUUGAAGCUAGAGAAACUAGCAGAGGAGUUGUUAGACUUAUUAUGUGAGAAUCUUGGACUAGAAAAGGGGUACCUCAAAAAAGCCUUAUAUGGAUCAAAGGGACCAACUUUUGGCACCAAGGUUGCAAACUACCCUCCAUGCCCAAAACCAGACCUUGUUAAAGGUCUCCGUGCACACACCGAUGCCGGUGGAAUCAUCCUCCUUUUCCAAGAUGACAAAGUCAGUGGCCUUCAGCUUCUCAAAGAUGGUAAAUGGGUAGAUGUUCCUCCCAUGCAUCAUUCCAUUGUCAUCAACCUUGGUGACCAACUUGAGGUAAUAACAAAUGGCAAGUACAAAAGUGUAGAACACCGUGUGAUAGCACAAAGUGAUGGAACAAGAAUGUCCAUAGCUUCAUUCUACAACCCUGGUAGUGAUGCUGUUAUUUAUCCAGCACCAACAUUGAUUGAAGAGAAUAAUGAAGUUUACCCAAAAUUUGUUUUUGAAGAUUACAUGAAUCUUUAUGCUGGAUUAAAGUUUCAAGCCAAAGAACCAAGAUUUGAAGCAUUUAAGGAAUCAUCAAAUGUUAAUCUUGGUCCAAUUGCAACAGUUUAAUUAUGUGUUACUAUAAAUAAAUAUCCAAUUGCAACAGUUUAAUUGUUGUUACUAUAAAUAAAUAAAUAUAAAAAUAUGUUAACAUGUUUGUUUAAGUGGAAGCAAGCAUAGUUAAAAAAGCUUAAAGUCAAGUGCAUAAGUUUCUCAAAUUAGUAUGUAGUUGUUUACUUACUAUAUAGUGAGUGAUGUGAUGUGAUGUGAUUUCUUGUAUUAUUGUGAAAUAGAGGAAAAAGUAAUAUAAAUGUUCAAUAUAAUAAUAAAUUAUAUUAUUAUUCAAGUAUAAGAAAUAAAUAUUUAUGGGUCA